UCGAGUUGCACCACGGUGGACGGAAAGGCCGGAUCUUCGCCGACCUUCUCCUCCCUCGACCAGCCGACAUUGAUGCUGCCUGCUCUCCCUCUUCCGUCCGGAAGUACAGGGAAUUGCUGACUCAAGCCCGCGCAAAUAUGCAAAAGGCUCAAGUCCGCAUGCAGCAGCAAGCCAACAGGCAUCGCGUACCAUGUCYCAUCCGCGYCGGUGAUCUGGUUUGGGUCUCCGCGGAAGAGUUUGCACUGGAACAGGAUGUUUCACGCAAACUGCUUCCCAAGUGGUUUGGACCUUGGUCGGUGACAGCAGCCUCGGGCGAUGAGCCCGAUGGCCCUUCAUUUGUGAUCAACAUUCCAGAGCAUCUGGCGGUCCAUCCGGUCUUCCACGCCUGGAAGCUGGCAACUUACACGCCAGCCAAGAGCGACGACUUUCCGGACCGACGAUCGCAGGACCCUCCUUCUAUGGAUGGCCAUCAGGAAGUUGACCGCGUCAUCUCCGAUCGCAAGUACGGCAGCAAGCCGCGGCAGUAUAAAGUCACAUUCAAAGCAUGCGAUCGCGACGACACUCGGUGGAUAUCAGGGGCAGAUUUGAAAGCAUCCGCACCGUUGAUCUACGCGCAUUAUGAAAAGCGCAGGUUAGCUCAGGAAGCUUCACGACCAGCCCCUCCCACCCGGACUGUGGUCCCUCCCUCAGACAGACAGCUUCGCCCUCGCAGAGUGUCAUUUAUCACACGCUGAAUGUGACAGAUGCAAGCGGAAAUCUGACUUCAGGCAAGACAAGCAGCCCCUGCCCAGGCAAUGCCGACCUUGCACAAAAAGAGGUAUCGGCUGCAGACAGGAGUCGUGGCCAAAGAUGCGGAAGUACGGACGACACAGGAAGGACAAUAGAGGAAGGAAAAUCAAUACCGCCUAGAUUA
Chara braunii is the source of this 913-nucleotide messenger RNA. The record is from the annotation of a GenBank genome assembly. Lineage: Eukaryota; Viridiplantae; Streptophyta; Charophyceae; Charales; Characeae.